Messenger RNA from Elgaria multicarinata webbii, 1309 nucleotides. Its product is annotated as borealin-2-like. NCBI's taxonomy places the organism in Eukaryota, Metazoa, Chordata, Lepidosauria, Squamata, Anguidae. The record is from RefSeq and is a predicted model, not a curated record. Gene Ontology annotation, biological process: mitotic sister chromatid segregation. Gene Ontology annotation, cellular component: chromosome, centromeric region; chromosome passenger complex; spindle midzone. The coding region runs from base 333 to 1220 and encodes 295 amino acids. The transcript has 10 exons.
UGUUAAAGGCUCAGAAGGCCUGCCGGGUGUAUGGUGGAAACAUUGGAAGGGAAUCACUCUAGGAGAUAAGCUCUUUCUUCUUAAAACUAAGGACUGUUUCUUGUAGAAAGACCCUUCUUUCAAUAAGUUGUGGGUAGGGGAGUUGAAACACCCAUACAGCUGAUUCUCCCAUUCCAAAGACUGAUUUAACUUUGUCCAAACGAAGGGUGAAGUUUGCUCCUCCAACUGAAUUGCUCUUUCUCCGUGGUCUGAGUGGGUGAGUCAACAGCCAGGGUGGGGCUCAGCAAUAAAUCACUCCCUGUUUUGGCCUGAUUCACCUGUGUGUCAACGCAAUGGCUCUCAGAAAGCGCUUGGAGGAGCGCAGUGGUGAUUCUGGAGUAGAACCAGAUCGGAGCGCCUUGAGCAAGGACCAGAGGGACCAGAGGAUCAGUCUGUUUCUACGGGAUUUCGACCAUCAGGCUAAGGAAAACCUGCAAGAUAUGAAGAAAGCGCUGGCUUCGCUUCUUCAGACGGCUGAGAAAGCGUUCAGAGUGGAGUCGUUGACAAUGCCCAUGGUCAUGAGGAAAAUGAGAAGGAAAGACUUGAUCCAUCUCAAGGAAGAAGACGCUGCUGCUGCUACGGUUGUCGCUGCUGUCGAGGCCAAUGACUGCGGUGUUGGAGACGUGCCCAAUCCCAGGCUGGUGAGGACAAACAGCAAGCGAGUCAAGGUCACCACUAUCGUGGAAUACAAAGACGAGAAGGAGGAGAACAGAACGCAGGCCAAGAAAACAUCUCAGAAGGUAUUUAAAACCAAUUCGCUGGCUUCCUUGGGUUCUGCCAUGAAGGGCAAAGAAGGUACUCUGUCCAGGUCUGCAUUUGCGUCCUCCACUCCAAAUACGAAAACUCUUGGGCGAUCCGCUUCCUUGCGUGAACAGCCAGUAUCCGCUUCCAAGUGUCCCUCAUUGGGGUUUAAAAGAUCUGCACAGAGGGGACUCUGCAAAAGUACAUCUGUCUCAGGGAGAACCCGAGCUAGGUCUCUACGAAGUACCUCGAUGCCCCAUGAAAGAUCCGUUCCUUUUGUCAACAUACCUCUGGCUGAUGGGCAGACUCUCUGUUCAGCUGGCGAUGACCUCCAGAACAUCAACGUGGAGUUAUUAAACGAUGACACCGUUCAACAUAUCCACACACUCGUGAGCCAAUUGACGGUACUUUGUGGAAAAGCCACAGUUAAGUCAAGUUGAUGGAAUUGGCGGCCAUAAUAUUUUCUUGUAUCUAAAUAUUCUGGAAAAGUUCCUUACGUUAUGUUUACAGUGACAAGCAACUAGAUUUU